CCCGCUCCUGCCUAUAAGUGUGCUCCCAGCCCACGCCGACAGCCAGUCAGUCCUGAGCACCCACACCAUGUUGGGCGUCACUGUCCUCACCGCACUCUUGGCCUGCGCCUCCAGCUGCGGGGUGCCCAGCUUCCUGCCCAACCUAUCCGCCCGAGUGGUGGGAGGAGAGAAUGCCCGGCCUCACAGCUGGCCCUGGCAGAUCUCCCUCCAGUACCUCAAGGAUGACACGUGGAGGCACACGUGCGGCGGGACCUUGAUUGCCAGCAACUUCGUCCUCACGGCUGCCCACUGCAUCAGCAACACCCGGACCUACCGUGUGGGCCUGGGGAAGAACAACCUGGAGGUGGAAGACGAGGAAGGAUCCCUGUUCGUGGGUGUGGACACCAUCUAUGUCCACGAGAAAUGGAACUCCUUCCUGGUGCGCAAUGACAUUGCCCUCAUCAAGCUUGCAGAGCACGUGGAGCUGAGUGACACCAUCCAGGUGGCCUGCCUGCCAGAGAAGGACUCCCUGCUCUCCCAGGACUAUCCCUGCUAUGUCACUGGCUGGGGCCGCCUCUGGACCAACGGCCCCAUUGCUGAUGAGCUGCAGCAGGGCCUGCAGCCAGUGGUGGAUCACGCCACGUGCUCCAGGAGCGACUGGUGGGGCUUCAGGGUAAAGGAGACCAUGGUGUGCGCCGGGGGCGACGGCGUCAUCUCAGCCUGCAAUGGGGACUCGGGUGGCCCACUGAACUGCCAAUUGGAGAACAGCUCCUGGGAGGUGUUUGGCAUCGUCAGCUUUGGCUCUGGGUUGGGCUGCAACACUGUCAAGAAGCCUGUAGUCUACACCCGGGUGUCCGCCUACAUCGACUGGAUCAACGAGAAAAUGCAGCUGUGAUUUGUCGCUGGGAACGGCAGCAGCGAGUGCCUGCAACAGCAAUAAACCUCCUUUCCCUCGA
Messenger RNA from Cebus imitator (Panamanian white-faced capuchin), 935 nucleotides. RefSeq names its product chymotrypsin C (gene CTRC). Bases 68 to 874 code for a protein of 268 amino acids. Gene Ontology annotation, biological process: proteolysis. Gene Ontology annotation, molecular function: serine-type endopeptidase activity. The record is from RefSeq and is a predicted model, not a curated record. Lineage: Eukaryota; Metazoa; Chordata; Mammalia; Primates; Cebidae. The transcript has 8 exons.